AUGGGCCAAUUCACUUCCCAGCCCCGUGACGACACCUCGCCGCCGCCCGAUCCAGUGCUCAGCCUUUCACAGGGUACAGGCGGCGAGCAAGGAAUCCCCGUGAUCACUCGUAUCCGCACCGAAGGUGGUAAGACAGCUACUGUGACCAUUACCCUGCAAGAGACAGCAUUGACGUCGGCGUUGGCCUCGACCUUCACCACCUCCUCACUAUUGCCAGUGAUGACAACUCUGAUGACUACACUGAGACCUUCGCUGACUACCUCCACGCUCUCGUCUACCGAACAGAACACGUCACUGCCCAAGUCGACUGGCUCACCUGACCAGGAACCCCAUGUCACUCUUUCCAGGAACACAUUGAUUAUCAUCAGUUGUGCUGCUGUCGGAGGCUCUUUACUCCUCCUGUUCCUCAUCGGCAUGAUUCACGCUUACGUGCGCCGAAGAGACGCGAUCAAGGAAGAUGCUAAGAAGGAGGCUGUUGCUGCUGCUGCUGCUGCUGCUGCUGCUGCUGCUGCUGGCAUGCAGGAGCGUGAGCUGAACCAGUUCUCUCACCAGCCUCACCAGCAUGCCAACGAGCAUGGCUACAGCAUGGCCAUGUCUCAACCAGCCCCACGUGCGUGCUCGGAGCCGGAUCUGUACCAGCACCUUCACCCGUCACACGAGGUAGCCAAUGCCAGUUUCCGUACCCUCCCCGCCGCAUACCCCGUGUAUGAGCCGCAUCCAGCACAGGUUGUCGCUGAGCUUCCUGCCGAGCCAUGUGGCAGCGGUCUUCCGCAUUACGGUUAUCGAGGAUAA
Molecule: messenger RNA, 792 nt
Organism: Colletotrichum abscissum
Lineage: Eukaryota; Fungi; Ascomycota; Sordariomycetes; Glomerellales; Glomerellaceae
Exons: 2
Coding region: 1-792 (263 amino acids)
Source: RefSeq, a predicted model, not a curated record